Molecule: messenger RNA, 594 nt
Organism: Ramularia collo-cygni
Lineage: Eukaryota; Fungi; Ascomycota; Dothideomycetes; Mycosphaerellales; Mycosphaerellaceae
Exons: 2
Coding region: 1-594 (197 amino acids)
Biological process (GO): autophagosome assembly; autophagy
Cellular component (GO): phagophore assembly site
Source: RefSeq, a predicted model, not a curated record
AUGGAGCAAAAACGCGCGCCAGAGUACGUGUUGGAGGUCAUCGCAGAUAGAUCCACGGUUAAGGACGUCGUCAAAGGUGUUGUACACGCAAUCUUCUUCCACCGCCUCUUCAACCCCCUCUAUCCAGCAACCCAUGACGUCCUCGACAUCACCCUCCCAUACGUCUCCGACCCCGACAUCGAAGCCCUGAUAGAACAACGCACAAACUCCCUCAUCCGACAACUAGACGUCGCCACCAAUCAAUCAUCCCCACAAUACGGCUCCAAAGCCUCCCGCGGCCAAGUCGUCGUGCAAUACCUAGAAAAGAAGCGUCGCAAAGGCUGGUUCGUCGCGAAAGCAGACGAGGAAACCGUCUSGGAAACAUGGGUGAUUGACAUCACCUUGACAUCUGCUAGGAGUGAGCCAGAGGCCGCGCGGAAUCGAAGGCAGAUCGAAAAUGGUUUGCAGAAAGCUGCCAUGAAGAUUUUGACUUUUGUUAAUGAGGAUCGGAAUCAUAUCCCGCCGAUUACAUCAAAUGAGACGAACCCGUUUCCUUAUCAGGUGUUGGUCAAUCCGAAGAGUGAUGGCUGGGGGACUAAGAUGGGGAUAUUCUAA